This is a messenger RNA of Aureobasidium musti, 1569 nucleotides long. The record is from the annotation of a GenBank genome assembly. Lineage: Eukaryota; Fungi; Ascomycota; Dothideomycetes; Dothideales; Saccotheciaceae.
AUGUCGCAGCCCGUCGACACACUCAAGCCCAAACCAGAGGCUUCUGGUGCUGAUGCAUCUUCGGGCCAGUCUUCUGCCCCUGACACCGACUACCUUUCAGCUGUUGAUGCUCAGCAAUACGCAGGCAUGACAUCUCAGCCCACCUCGCCAGGAUAUCCAUACAGCGUCUUGUCGCGAACCACUUCAAAUGGAAGCUACAGUGAACUCGACGAUGAAAGCUUUCCUCCCCUCGACCGCCUUACCAUGUUCGACAUAAUCGAGAACCUCGCCUUGCCUCAGAGAUUGGAACGUUUUCAGCAUUCCAUCACUGCUCAGAAGGACAAGGUUCGUCGACAGCAGCAGAAAAUUAGGAUGUCUAGUAUCACAGCCAAGGACAAGAUGGUCGAGGAAUGGAGACGUCGCAUCCCAACUCCUGAUGAGCAGCUGGACAAGUACAAGAAGCGCAUGCGCGACAACGUCGACCGUCUCAGCAAGAAGUGGAACGAUGCCAAAGCGGUUACACUACGUGAGAAGAUCUCCUUCAUCACCGGUGUUCUCAACAUCUUUAUCUCUGGCUAUCUCAUAGGCGCCUACCCCGAAUACUUCCACAUCUGGUAUACCGCACAACUGGCCUACUUCAUGCCUAUCCGCUACUACAAGUACCACAAGAUUGGCUACCACUACUUCCUCGCUGACUUGUGCUACUUUGUCAACCUCCUCAUGCUUCUGACCAUGUGGUUCUUCCCGAAUAGUAAGAGAUUGUUUAUCAGCACAUAUUGUCUGGCUAUGGGAAACAAUGCCGUUGCCAUUGCUAUGUGGAGAAACUCGCUAGUCUUCCACUCCUUGGACAAGGUCACUAGUCUUUUCAUCCAUAUCAUGCCAUGCGCCACGCUCCACUGCCUCGUUCAUCUGAUCCCUAUGGAUUUGCAGAAGGAGAAGUUCCCCGCUAUAUACAGUAUCAAACACUCCCCUCCGUCCUCUCCCGAACACUACACUCUUUGGGGCAUGAUUGUUUGGGCCACCGUUCCUUACGCUUGUUGGCAGCUGAGCUACCACUUCAUGAUCACUGUCAGGCGAAAGGACAAGAUUGCUGCUGGACGUCCAACCUCUUUCACUUGGCUUCGCAAGUCCUACGCGAAGAAUUUCCUCGGCAAGUUUGUACUUUCGCUUCCCGAAGUUCUGCAAGGCCCAGCUUUCAUGAUGAUCCAGUAUGCAUAUGCUCUCAUCACUAUGGUGCCCUGUCCUUUGUGGUUCUGGUACCGUUGGGCCAGUGCAGCUUUCNNCCUCACAGUCGUCUUCACCUGGGCCACCUACAACGGUGCCACAUUCUACAUUGAUGUCUUUGGCCGCCGCAUGGAGAAGGAGUUUGAAGCUCUCAAGAAGGAAGUCGCGAAAUGGCAAGCCACUCCUGAAGGCAAGCCUAUUCUGGAGGAGUCAGACCCUGCUUUAAAAGCAGUCAAGAGCAUGUCUCUCGACUCACAGGGGCCUGCCCAACAUCACUCAGAGAAUGUCGAGGGCAUUGGACCCAAGCAGACCGGCUCGACCUCAAUUGAAGAAGCUACGAAUACUGGUGAAGUUCGCCAGAGAUGA